AUUAUCACUAAAUAAUAUUAAUAGAUAAUUUUAGUGAGUGCCAGUUGUAAAAAAAUGAUGGAUGAUGAGAGUUAUGGAAUUAUUGACAAGGACAGUUAUUACAAGGAUCCACCCAGGGUGGAAGACCUCUCUGAACUCGUUAAUAACACUUUGGAAUCCGUUAAACCUAGACUUCCAAAAAAUUACGAUGAAGAGGUUUUGAAGGAAUUAUUACUGGAGUUAAUGUUGGUUGAGAAGAAAUGCCGGCAGAAAUUUGACGGGGAGUCUAAUUCUUUAAUUUGUAACUUUAUCUUGACUCUUUUGUACGAUUUUAAUGAUUUUAAUAACAUGUUCUACUACUUGGUGUUACUAUGCAAGAAGCGUGGGCAGUUGAAGACCACGAUUGUUUCCAUGGUUGACUUGGCUGAGCGCUGGCUUGACUCCAUUCCAAGCCUUGAGGUUCGUCUCGAGCUCUUUAACACUCUCGACAAGAUUACUCUUGGGAAGAUUUACCUUGAAAAGCAGCGUGCUCAGAUUAUUUUUAAGCUUGCCAAGCUUAAGGAAGACGAGGGAAAUAUUAAAGAAUCAGCUUCCAUAUUACAGAAUAUUGAGGUUGAGACGUAUGGUAGUUUGAAUAAGUUGGAAAAGAUAAGAUAUAUAUUAGAGCAGAUGCGAGUGAAUUUGCUUAACGGUGACUAUAUUCGUUUCUUUAUGACUAGUAAGAAGAUAACCGAGUCUGCUUUGGACGAUUAUGUUCCCGAGAAGCUCCAGUUCUAUGACUUCAUGAUACAGUAUUACCACCACGAUUUCGAUAUAGAAAACGUCACCAAAUCACUCUACACCAUCUACUCCACCAAGAAAAAACUAUUUCUAGACUCUACCAAUUCAACUGAUGAUUCACCCAGUAACAUAGACCAACAAUACUAUCAAGAUUAUUUAACCGUGUUGGAGAAAUUAUUGUUAUAUUUGAUAUUAUUAUCAUUGAACGAAGAGAAUAUAGAAUACAUGAAGAAGGUGAAUGAGGAUGAGAAAAAGUUCAUAAAACAGUUGUUGACUGUUUCUCCUUUUUUCCAGCAAUUUCUCAACAACUUCCUCAUCCCUCAUCAGCUUGACGAUGCACUGGUUGAAAAGAUCAACAGUAUGUUGGACGAGCGAUGUAGUAAAUUGUUAUAUGACCGGAUAAUUCAACACAACGUUAAAAUAGUUUCAAAAUACUAUAACAAAAUAACCCUCGAGCGUUUAUCAACACUAUUAAACAUUAAUUCAGACAAAUUGGAGAAUGAAAUUAGUAACAUGGUGGAGAUGGGAAUAAUUGAUAGUAAAAUCAACCGUAUAACGGGAAUUGUUAAAUUUCAAAAGAAACUACAAACUGAAAUUAUACUCAACAACUGGGUCAACAAUAUUACAAAGUUGAUGGAAUUGGUUGACCAGUGCUCUAGAUUAGUUCAGAAGGAGAAGAUGAUCCACGAGGCUAGAUCAAAACAAAUCCAACUUGAUACACAAUUUUCAUCCUGAUUUUUUUCCGCCACUUUUACCAUUUUCACCCCAAAUUUAAUAUUCCUCCCG
Theileria parva strain Muguga is the source of this 1545-nucleotide messenger RNA. RefSeq names its product PCI domain protein (gene rpn5b). The record is from RefSeq and is a predicted model, not a curated record. Lineage: Eukaryota; Apicomplexa; Aconoidasida; Piroplasmida; Theileriidae. Gene Ontology annotation, cellular component: cytoplasm; nuclear proteasome complex; proteasome regulatory particle, lid subcomplex. Bases 55 to 1494 code for a protein of 479 amino acids. The transcript is spliced from 6 exons.